AAUUCUCUUUAUUCCCCGCGAGCGUUUCCAUAAGCCACUAGUUAUCUCGCGAGACUGUGGCUUCCCCAAAGGUACAAAUUUCCCCAUUCAGCAGCGACCAGCUUUUGUAGUCCAGUUAAGCCCCGGACUGGGAAGAGUGGUUCUGUGCUUGGGAUUCUCAUCACUGACCAGCCAACCUGCAUUCCGCACCGAGAGCUCGGCGGUCAUGGAAGGGCAGCCAGGCCGAGAGAGCCACGCCACCCUAGCGCUAGCCCAGGCUCGGUUCGAGAAGGGCGAGUACUUGGAAGCCGAAGCGCUGUACUCCGCGUAUAUUCGCCACUGCGCCUGUGCGGCUUCCGCGGGCGUGAGUCUCGGGAGCCCAGAGGAUUUGGCUACUGCAUAUAACAACAGGGGGCAGAUCAAGUACUUCAGGGUGGAUUUUUAUGAAGCCAUGGACGAUUAUACAUCUGCUAUAGAAGCCCAACCCAGUUUUGAAGUUCCGUAUUACAACAGAGGGUUGAUACGUUACAGGAUGGGGUAUUUUGAUGAAGCUUUGGAAGAUUUCAAGAAGGUAUUAGACUUAAAUCCUGGAUUUCAUGAUGCUACUUUGAGCUUAAAACAGACGAUUCUAGAUAAAGAAGAAAAACAAAGAAGAAAUUCUGAAAAAAGUUAUUGAAAACUUUAACUUGUUGAAAUGUUAAUUCAUGGUUUCUAAACCUGCAUUUGAUUGGUUGUACUUUUAAGUAGGUUUAAAAUUAUUUUAUUUAUAUUUAAGGGAAUGCACUUUAGAACUGAAACUAAAAUGAUAUAUUUAUGUAAGGUUGUUAAUUUCAAGUUGAGAAACUGUUGGAUAGGUCUUUUAAUACAGAGUAAAUUAAUAUCAAUGUAUAAACAAAUAUAUGUUGUUAUAGCAAAAUAUUUAAAUCAAAUCAAUGUGUGUUAUUUUUAGUAAGUUUCAUUUUUAGUACACUUUAUUCCCAGCUUUAAACAUUUUUUAUUAUUUUUAUUUUCUGUGUAUGAGUGUAUUGCU
Nannospalax galili (Upper Galilee mountains blind mole rat) is the source of this 1009-nucleotide messenger RNA. RefSeq names its product tetratricopeptide repeat domain 32 (gene Ttc32). The transcript is spliced from 3 exons. Lineage: Eukaryota; Metazoa; Chordata; Mammalia; Rodentia; Spalacidae. The record is from RefSeq and is a predicted model, not a curated record. Gene Ontology annotation, molecular function: protein binding. The coding region runs from base 206 to 655 and encodes 149 amino acids.